Saccostrea echinata is the source of this 654-nucleotide messenger RNA. RefSeq names its product putative nuclease HARBI1. The transcript has a single exon. Bases 1 to 654 code for a protein of 217 amino acids. Lineage: Eukaryota; Metazoa; Mollusca; Bivalvia; Ostreida; Ostreidae. The record is from RefSeq and is a predicted model, not a curated record.
AUGGCUGCAAGGUUAGUCUUCGAUUCCAACUUUGGCAGACGACAAAGAAAAGAAAGGGUAUAUAGACAUUUCCAUCACAAUUUUGAAGAGGGGGAAUUUUCAUCUAGGUACAGAUUUUCUAGAGAAACAGUAGCAGAAAUUACAUAUAUGCUGGAGCCGUAUCUGUGCCGCCCAACACUGCGUUCUUAUGCAAUGACUGCACAUGAACAAGUUUUAAUGGCACUGAGAUAUUAUGCGACUGGGGACAAAAUGACAACAAUUGGGGAUACCAUGGGUUUCCAUGUUUCUAGCGUGUCCAGGAGUGUUAGGGAUGUGUCAGCCGCACUGUGUGACAUUGCUCCACAAUAUAUCAAAUGGCCCACAGAUCCAGCAGAGAAGAUGACCAUUAAGCAGGGAUUUUACUCCAUUGCCUCAUUCCCUGGAGUUAUCGGGGCUGUAGAUGGGACUCAUAUUCGAAUCCAGUCCCCGAGAGAAUAUGAACAUACCUAUGUUAAUAGAAAGGGGUUUCACUCCAUAAAUGUCCAGGGAAUAUGUGACCAUACAGGUAAUCUUAGAGCUGUGAUAUUUUACCAACGAUACAUUUUCCUCAUUAGAAAACCCCCUCUUCUUCAAUUCAAUAAUGGCCAAAUGCCUGGAAGUACAUGUGUAGGGUGA